UGGUUGUGUAGUUGUUGGUAGUUUUAAGAGUAAUACAGACAGCAGAACUGCAUGCUACUGAGACGUUUUACAAGACAAUGCUGAAACUUCUAGGCUAGCCUACUUCCUUAACUGUGUGUAUGGGGCGGGUACCUGUCCUGAGCGAACGGGACAGCAGACCGCAUGAGACCGCACCACACACCACAGAAAAAAAGAGAGAAGAGGUUUCAAACUUAUCAAGUCAGGGUCAUGAUAAACACGGCAGAGUAUGGCAACACGUCGUGGGAGCUGUCAGUCCAGGUAGACCAGAGAGAUGGAGACGAGGGCAUGAGGUUUAAACUCCGAGUCAAGGGAGACCUGCACAUUGGAGGACUCAUGCUCAAACUGGUGGAGAAGAUCAAGGCCCCUCAGGACUGGUCAGACCAUGCUCUGUGGUGGGAGCAGAGGAGCUGUUGGCUGCUGAAGACCCACUGGACCCUGGACAAGUACGGUGUCCAGGCAGACGCUGACCUGCGAUACACUCCUCAGCACAAACCCCUGUGCCUGCGGCUGCCCAACAUGAAGACGGUCAAACUCACCGUCAGCUACUCUGCCGUCGUCUUCAAGACCGUCGUAAAGAUCUGCAGAGCACUCAACAUCAGGAGGCCAGAGGAGCUGUCCCUGCUGAAGCCUCCAGAUAACCUGCCCAAGAAGAAGAAGAUGAAGAAAGACAAGAACCCAGCGCUGGAAGACAUCUUAGAUAUGGACAUCUUCAAUGGAGGCUCUGGGAGAACGGGCAGUCCCUUGUACAGUAAGACCAUGGUGCCCACCUAUGACCCAGAGAAUGGGACUCCAGCCUCGGCCACCAGCUUAUGGUUUGGGGAAAACCCCCUGACCUCCAGCCAGCCCAACCUGCCCCCUGUAGAGCUGGCCAAGAUGUACCAGCAGUUGUCCAUGGUGGACAAAGCCAUCAUCAACGCAGGGUGGCUGGACUCCUCCCGCUCCUUGAUGGAACAGGGCAUCGGAGAACAUGACAGACUGCAGCUACGCUUCAAAUACCACUGCUUCUUCGACCUCAACCCAAAGUAUGAUGCUGUGAGGAUAACCCAGCUGUAUGAGCAGGCUCGCUGGUCCAUCCUACUGGAGGAGAUCAACUGCACUGAGGAGGAGAUGCUCAUGUUCGCCUCCUUACAGUAUCACAUAUGUAAGAUGACCAUUUCCACGGAACCUCUGGACUUCUCCAAUGAACCGGAGAUAGAUGAAGUAGAGGCUGCCUUAUCCAAUCUAGAGGUCACACUUGGAGGAAAAACAGACAGAAUAUUGGAAGACAUCACAGACGUUCCAAAGCUGGCAGACUCCCUUAAGCUGUUCAGGCCUAAAAGGCUGGCAUUGCGUUCAUAUAAGGAGUACUGGUUCGUGUUUAAAGACACCACCAUCUCCUACUACAAGAACAAAGAGACAGCCAGCGGAGAGCCGAUAGAACAGCUGCAUCUCCGAGGAUGUGAGGUGGUCCCUGACGUCAAUGUGACGGACAAGAAGUUUGGCAUCAAGCUGCUUCUCCCAGUGGCUGAUGGGAUGAACGAGGUCUACAUCCGCUGUGACAACGAGACGCAGUAUGCCAAGUGGAAGGCAGCGUGUACUCUGGCCUCCAAGGGCAAGACCAUGGCUUACAGCUCCUACAGGUCGGAGGUGAAGAACAUCCAGUCGUUCCUGCAGAUGAAGAGUCUGGCGCCCCCCCCUGGUCAGUCUGCUCCAGACCUGGAUGCCAUGGAGAUGAACGCUGAGUGCUUUGUCUCUCCUAGAUACACCAAGAGGUACAAGACCAAACAGUUGGGGCUGACAGCGAGGAUCCUUGAGGCCCAUCAGAACAUUGCCAGUCUCUCUUUCAAUGAAGCUAAAAUGCGCUUCAUCCAUGCCUGGCAGUCCCUGGCUGAGUUUGGUAUCAAAUACUACAUUGUCAGGUUCAGAGGCAGUAAGAAGGAUGAGCUGAUGGGUAUCUCCUAUAACCGUCUGAUCCGUAUUGACAUGUCCACUGGCCUGCCUGUCACCACCUGGAGAUUCGUCAACAUGAAACAGUGGAAUGUCAACUGGGAGAUCAGACAGGUGACCAUAGAGUUUGACCAGAAUGUGUCGAUAGCCUUCUCCUGUGUGAGCUGUGACUGUAAGGUGGUCCAUGAGUACAUAAGAGGAUACAUCUUCCUCUCAACACGCUCCAAAGACCAGAACGAGACACUGGAUGAGGAACUCUUCCACAAACUCACCGGAGGGCAGGAAUGAACCCUGGACAUCAGCUUUCACUUAGUGCUGCUGGCAAGAAAUCAUUUGAAGGCAUUGUUGAUAUGGUUUUGCAGACUACAUCAAUUAUUUGUUCAUAUUGUAAAUUGCAGAGAAAAGUAGAAUGUCGUUGUCACUAUAUUUCGUCCCGAGACCAUCUCUACAGGAUGGGUAGACCAUCUCUACAGGAUGGGUAGACCAUCUCUACAGGAUGGGUAGACCAUCUCUACAAGGCCACUUUGUCUGACGGCCUGGCCUACUGCUUUGAUUGCAUGGUCCAUCUGCAGAGACAGCAAUUAAUUCAGCACAUGAGCUAUACAUCUUGUCACUUGUUUGAUUUGGUGUAGCCCAGUCUUUGAAUUUAAUGUUGUCAGCUACUUUCACAAUCAAUAUACGUUCAUUGCCUUGUUUUAUACAUAUUACUUGUUUGAUGUUUUAGAAUGUAACUUUUUUGCAAUUUUAUUACAAGUCCAAAAUACACUGCUCAAAAAAUAAAGGGAACACUAAAAUAACACAUCCUAGAUCUGAAUGAAUGAAAUAUUCUUAUUAAAUACUUUUUUCUUUACAUAGUUGAAUGUGCUGACAACAAAGUCACACAAAUUAUCAAUGGAAAUCAAAUUUAUCAACCCAUGGAGGUCUGGAUUUGGAGUCACACUCAAAAUUAAAGUGGAAAACCACACUACAGGCUGAUCCAACUUUGAUGUAAUGUCCUUAAAACAAGUCAAAAUGAGGCUCAGUAGUGUGUGUGGCCUCCACGUGCCUUUAUGACCUCCCUACAACGCCUGGGCAUGCUCCUGAUGAGGUGGCGGAUGGUCUCCUGAGGGAUCUCCUCCCAGACCUGGACUAAAGCAUCCGCCAACUCCUGGACAGUCUGCGGUGCAACGUGGCUUUGGUGGAUGGAGCGAGACAUGAUGUCCCAGAUGUGCUCAAUUGGAUUCAGGUCUGGAGAACGGGCGGGCCAGUCCAUAGCAUCAAUGCCUUCCUCUUGCAGGAACUGCUGACACACUCCAGCCACAUGAGGUCUAGCAUUGUCUUGCAGUAGGAGGAACCCAGGGCCAACCACACCAGCAUAUGGUCUCACAAGGGGUCUGAGGAUCUCAUCUCGGUACCUAAUGGCAGUCAGGCUACCUCUGGCGAGCACAUGGAGGGCUGUGCGGCCCCCCAAAGAAAUGCCACCCCACACCAUGACUGACCCACCGCCAAACCGGUCAUGCUGGAGGAUGUUGCAGGCAGCAGAACGUUCUCCACGGCGUCUCCAGACCGUCACGUCUGUCACAUGUGCUCAGUGUGAACCUGCUUUCAUCUGUGAAGAGCACAGGGCGCCAGUGGAGAAUUUGCCAAUCUUGAUGUUCUCUGGCAAAUGCCAAACGUCCUGCACAGUGUUGGGCUGUAAGCACAACCCCCACCUGUGGACGUCGGACCCUCAUACCACCCUCAUGGAGUCUGUUUCUGACCGUUUGAGCAGACACAUGCACAUUUGUGGCCUGCUGGAGGUCAUUUUUCAGGGCUCUGGCAGUGCUCCUCCUUGCACAAAGGCGGAGGUAGCGGUCCUGCUGCUGGGUUGUUGCCCUCCUACGGUCUCCUCCACGUCUCCUGAUGUACUGGCCUGUCUCCUGGUAGCGCCUCCAUGCUCUGGACACUACGCUGACAGACACAGCAAACCUUCUUGCCACAUCUCGCAUUGAUGUGCCAUCCUGGAUGAGCUGCACUACCUGAGCCACUUGUGCGGGUUGUAGACUCCGUCUCAUGCUACAACUAGAGUGAAAGCACCGCCAGCAUUCAAAAGUGACCAAAACAUCAGCCAGGAAGCAUAGGAACUGAGAAGUGGUCUGUGGUCACCACCUGCAGAACCACUCCUAUAUUGGGGGUGUCUUGCUAAAUGCCUAUAAUUUCCACCUGUUGUCUAUUCCAUUUGCACAACAGCAUGUGAAAUGUAUUGUCAAUCAGUGUUGCUUCCUAAGUGGACAGUUUGAUUUCACAGAAGUGUGAUUGACUUGGAGUUACAUUGUGUUGUUUAAGUGUUCCCUUUAUUUUUUUGAGCAGUGUAUAUUUCAGAGAGAGUUCUGGUGGUGGGUUAUCGUGUUGAAGGAGACAUCUGUUUUCAGAGAAAACACUGGAAUUUCUGCUGACUGAGAUGCACUGAAAUAAACUUGAGAAACAUG
Messenger RNA from Oncorhynchus nerka (sockeye salmon), 4394 nucleotides. Its product is annotated as fermitin family homolog 1-like. NCBI's taxonomy places the organism in Eukaryota, Metazoa, Chordata, Actinopteri, Salmoniformes, Salmonidae. Gene Ontology annotation, cellular component: focal adhesion. The record is from RefSeq and is a predicted model, not a curated record. Gene Ontology annotation, molecular function: integrin binding. Bases 163 to 2235 code for a protein of 690 amino acids. The transcript is spliced from 15 exons. Gene Ontology annotation, biological process: integrin-mediated signaling pathway; cell-matrix adhesion.